UCUCUCUCUCUCUCUCUCUCUCUCUCUCUCUCUCUCUCUCUCUCUCUCUCUCUCUCUCUCUCUCUCUCUCUCUCUCUCGUAGCAAAGCUAUGGAUUUUCUGCACAAGUUCUUGGGCAUCGCAUCACCUCCCUUGAUGCUCAUUGUGUUCUCUAUCACUUUGGCCCCAUUUCUCUUUCUCAAGUUUCUUUAUUUCUUAAAAAGAUCCAAAUACAGUGAAAACGUGGCGGGCAAAGUAAUACUCAUUACUGGAGCAUCUUCUGGAAUUGGUGAGCAUGUUGCCUAUGAGUAUGCUAGGAGACGAGCUUGUUUAGCCCUUAUUGCAAGAAGAGAGGACCGUCUUCAAGAAGUUGCAAAUAGAGCCCGACAACUUGGAUCCCCAGACGUUAUUGUGGUACCUGCAGAUGUUUCCAAGGUUGAAGAUUGCAAGCGUUUUGUUGAUGAGACAAUGAACCAUUUUGGACAAUUAGAUCAUUUGGUGAACAACGCUGGAGUAACACAAAUUGAAUUAUUUGAAGAUUUCAUCCAAAUCUCUGAUAAUGCUUCCAUUAUGGACAUAAAUUUCUGGGGUUCAAUAUAUAGCACCCACAAUGCAGUUCCACACUUGAGAAAAAGAAAGGGAAAGAUUGUUGUACUUGCUUCGACUGCAGGAUGGUUGGCUAUGCCAAGAUUGAGUUUCUACAAUGCAAGCAAGGCAGCCCUGAUAUCCUUUUUUGAGACAUUGAGGGUUGAACUUGGUUCGGAUAUUGGAAUAACAAUUGUGACUCCUGGAUUGAUUGAGUCAGAAAUGUCAGAAGCCACAAAAUUAUCAAAGGCUAAAGCAACCUGGAUCCCAGCUAAGUCAACAGAAGGGUGUGCCAAGGCAAUUGUGGCCAGUGCUUGCAGGGGAGAUAUGUACUUGACUGACCCAUCUUGGAUGAAGGUGCUGUUUUGGAUGAAAAUCAUGUGUCCUGAAGUAUUAGAAUGGUGUUUACACUUGACAUUUGUCAAGAGGCACCAGACUUCAAAAGACUCCUAACUACAAUAUUUGGUGUUUAAGCCAAUAAAUUCUUCAACACAGCUUCAAUUUAAUCUCCACACAUGAAGGCAUAUAAAAAUCAUGAAGUCAAGCAGAGCUAAUGGGCUUCAAUUUAGAUAUUAUACCUUUAAAGUUUAAUAAAAUUGUCACCUUGAUAAAUUAUAUCAAUAUCUGUUUAUGAAGCACAUAACUUGUCUUUU
Quercus lobata is the source of this 1216-nucleotide messenger RNA. Its product is annotated as 11-beta-hydroxysteroid dehydrogenase 1B-like. The transcript is spliced from 6 exons. NCBI's taxonomy places the organism in Eukaryota, Viridiplantae, Streptophyta, Magnoliopsida, Fagales, Fagaceae. Gene Ontology annotation, cellular component: cytosol. Gene Ontology annotation, molecular function: oxidoreductase activity. Bases 90 to 1016 code for a protein of 308 amino acids. The record is from RefSeq and is a predicted model, not a curated record.